This is a messenger RNA of Clupea harengus (Atlantic herring), 2921 nucleotides long. RefSeq names its product kizuna centrosomal protein (gene kiz). The coding region runs from base 450 to 2669 and encodes 739 amino acids. The record is from RefSeq and is a predicted model, not a curated record. Gene Ontology annotation, cellular component: centrosome. The transcript has 16 exons. Gene Ontology annotation, biological process: spindle organization. Lineage: Eukaryota; Metazoa; Chordata; Actinopteri; Clupeiformes; Clupeidae.
UUGUAGGCCUAUAUCGUCAUGUUAGCCAUUCCAUUAAAUGCCUGUUUUGUUUUUUGGAGGGCAGCAUUCCGUUCGAUUCGUUCAGCUUAAAGACAAGCCUAGGUUUGCAUUAGGCCUAAGUGGGUAGUUUGCAGGGAAAUACUUAUUCGAGGAAGUGUGUAUUUACCUGCGCGGGUUUUUGUUUCUGGGGGAAAAUUGCAGGUUAGAGGGUCGGUCCACCCGUCAGUUAUCUGCAACGUAGCUAGUUGACGCCCCAGACCAGACCACCCGCGUUUGGCAUAGGUCUUGUAUGGGCAAGUGAUUCAGGAGAUUCAUGGCAAAUCCACAUGGUGGAAAUGUUUUCAAGAAGGGCAUUAUGGGUAGCUGUGUGUAUGGCAACCGCUGUAAACACGCCAAGAUCAGCGUAAUGUGUUGAACCUAGCUUUGUUACUAGAUGCUACGAAGAACCAAUGGCUUUUUGCAACAAUGAGUACUUUGAGAAAAUUGGACAUAUUCAAAAGAACAUGCACGAAAUGGAAAAGAAGAGGCUUGAACUAGAGAGAGAGCUGUUUACCUACUGCAGGUCUGACCAACGAGUUGGACAGUUAAAAUAUGCCAAGCUGCUGCGUUAUCUCAAGGAAAUCUCUAGGAAAGAGGAGCAAGCCAAAGCAAGAAACCUUGAGCUUUUAAAAAGUGUGGAGUCAGUGGAGUCACAAGUGGAUCGCCUUUGGCCUGAUCGCAGCUCACUGCAUCAGAUGAAGCACAAUUUGAUGGAGUGCUGGAAUCAAAUCUCCAAAGUGAGGGAAAAGCAGGAGAAACAGAGAGCCAUUUUAAGAAAUAAGAACCAGGACUUGCCAUCAUCAUCAUCAUCUGCAAAAACUCUUCCACUGCAGCAGCCCUCAGUCAUCUUCAUGGGUCGACAGACCAUCAGAGAUCCCUGGGUUGAUCCCGGCAUGAGUGUACUCUCACCGCAGCUGUCACACUCGCUGCCUAAUCACCGCCUGCAACCUUUGCUUCCGAGUGGCCUUUUGAAGGACGCCUGCGUUUCAAAGGCCAAUGCCGGCCCGGUCUUAUCAGAUGACAUUCUAGACUCCAUCCAGGUUCCUGAUGGCGGCGCUCCGAGUGAGAGACAUGAAAGGAGGACACCCAGUCUGCCAUCUGAUUGUGGCUCCCCUGUGAGGGCCGCGGAAGCUCCUGCUGAGUCCUCACCUCGAGUCACCUUGAGAGGGCCCCAGUUGAUCUUGCCCAGUCCGGCCCCACAGAGGCUUGAGAGGAGCUCCCCGCCACUGUCUGGCUUGCACCAAAAUAUCUCCCAUGAUGCUCCUGCGGCCCCAUCCUCCCCUCAGCGUGACUCUGGAGACAGUCCCCUGAGCUCUUUGCACGAGUUUGUGGAGGAUUCCGAAAAUGUUCCAGCUAUUGUUUCUGCAGGACAAGAGAUGAAAUCCAGGAGCCCCAGCCUAUCCAGUUCCAGUGUUGAGAUUUCGUCUGAGUCUUCGGUGAAGAUUGACAGUGACCUCUCAUUCUCCAUCAGUGAUUGUGAUCUGCAGGGGUCUGUCAACACAAGGGUCUCCAGUCUGAGACACUCAGAAAAGACCAGUGCCUAUCCCAAGGACAAAACACCAGCUGAAGUACCGCAGACAACUGUCCAACAUGGCUCAGACUGCUUGUCUCACAGGUCUGCAACAGAGAGGCUGUCAUUAGAUGGGCUCUCCUAUUUGCUUGACCAUAUAGAAGGACAUCUGCACGGCAGCAACAAGGAACCGUACCGUGACCUCGUGGUCAGCCAGCAAAAACACAGCCAUGUGAUCAGCCUUUGUCAGGGGAAGGCAGCCCUGAAUGAAGAGGCGCUGCAAGCAUGUGGAGCGGUCGCCGUGCACCAGCUGCAGAGGUUGUCAUGGAGCACGUCAAAAGGAUGCUUAUUACCCUGGGAGCUGGUCAGGGCAAACUGGGACUGUGCCGAGCGGACCAGAAUAAGGUCCUGCCUGCCUGCUGCCAGUGUCCCCCUGUGGGAGCGCUGGCUCCGUCACGCCCUGCUGCUGAGAGAGCAGGACGUCCUGUCCUGUGAGGAGCUGCUGCAGGUCUUCACCCCUGCCCUGGUGGAGCGCACUGCCUCAUACACAGACAAGGCAGAGGUGCUGCUGAGGGCGCUCUUGAACCACUCCCCUCUGGACUUGGCUUCCACUCCAUCAGACCACGAGGACUCGUCAUCAGCCGGCUUGCCCUCCAUUCUGGGCGACAGCAGUGACAUCCAAAGGCCUCUCACUUUAACCAUGCAAGGAGCACAAAGUGGUGAAGAGGACAGUGCUGACAGGGGCUCGGUGGAAAGUAUUCCUAUUAGAGAGACAAAGGCCUAUCAGCUGCUUAAACAGUCUGCCUCGCAGGACAAGCACUGGAGCAGAAAGGCAGGGAAAGAAGAGCUGGAGGAGGAGGAGGAGGAGGGGGGUGAAGGCUCUGGUCUGGAGCCACCAGGAUCAUUAACCAAAGCACAAUAUGGCAGAUUGGAAGGGGGGAGGUCCACCGGCGCUCAAGACUCAUCAUUUCGAAAAGAGAAAACCAAAGCACAGGCCAUUUCAGCCGUCCAAUCAAAAGCUUUUUGGGGAGAAUCGGAUGACAGCAAUUCAGACAUUGAGAUUGCCUUGCGUCCUCAGUCUUGGAGGUCCGGUGAUGACACUGAUGAUUUCUACGACUGAUUGCGACCUCUGGAAAGAACAGUUAAUGGUGGCGGAGCACUUGUUCAGAGGUUACGCUUAUAUGCUCUUGUUUGCUCUUGCAGCAUUCACAACUGUGCAUUCCAUUAGAAUAAAUAAAAGGGUGGCUCUUAGUUGCAGGCGAAAGAAUGUGGAGGAUUUUUCAAACACGCCAGUGCUAACCCUGCUUGAAUCUCUCCAUCUGAACAGCCCUUGUGACUGGUUGAAAUAGAUUAAACUUUGCUUUUAAAGCCA